AUGCUGCCGCCCGCGGCCCGCGGCCAGGGGGGCUGGGGAUCGCCGGUGACGGGCUCGCCCGCGCGCUGGUCGGUGGCGACGAGUGCGGUGUGUUUGCUCAAUCUGCUUUUCUGUCUCUCCCUCGUCUGCCUCUACCUGAUGCUGGAAGAGGAAGAUGUCUUCUUUUCUGCGCCCUCGAUGACCAGGAGGAACUCCGCCUCAUGGCUGCCGCUGAAGGUCCUUCCGGCCGUCCUCUUCGUCUCCAAUCCCCUGUCGCUUCCGCGCGCCACCGGCGUCCGCCGCGGCUUAGCAGAAGAGCCAGGAGGCGCGCUAGCGUUGGAAGAAGACGUCGGGCUUGACUUGGGUGAGGGCGAGCAGGCUUUGACCUCUCCGCAGGCGCUGCCGUCUCCCUCGCCUCCGCCGCGCGGGGGCGACGCGGACGGGAGGGAGGGUGCGACGCCUCCGCGCGACGGCGCAGAAGAUGCGCGCGCCGCGGCGGCGGCGGCGCGUCAAGCAUCCGCAGACCCCGAAAGCAGCGAGUCUUCGGCAGAGGGAGAAACGGUCGCUGCGGCUCAAGAGGUUGAGAUCCCGGCAGGAAGUGUCCCUGCGCCGGCGUCGUCCGAGGGCGCCGCGACGGAGAAGUCGAGCAGGACGCGCGGCGGCGCGAGUCAGGGGCCCGCGGGUGAGGUGAGUGAGAGACGCGCGGGUGGGCAGCAGGCCGCGCGAGCUUCGGCCGGACCUCUCUACUGGUUUUUUCAAAAAGCGGAGGACCUUCCCCUCGUCAGCGCGGUCAACAGACGCCUCAAAGACCUGAGAGCGCACCAAGCAGACCUGCGCACGCGCGAGCGAGAGAGCCACGCCACGCGGAGGUCUAAAGUCGACGACGCGCGAAGAAGAGGUGCGCAGCGGGAGAUGGAGCCUGAAGCCUUUUUGGCGGACGGGGACGGGCAAAGUGGAGCAGGGCUAAGCGAGGAGUCUGGCGACAACAGCGUCGGUCCGCCUUCUUCUUCGCUGGAGGCGCGGCUCUCAGCUGAGCUCAACGCAGCGCGCCUGCUGGAUUUCUCGCUUAGCCACGUCACGCUAGCCAGUCUCCUCCAGCCGCAGACAAGCAGACGGCGAGGGCCUCUGGCGGCGCCGUCCCGGCUCGCGGAGACGCUGGGGACUGUCUCCGCGGGCUCUGGAGCCCAACGCGCCCGACACGGCGGGACGCGCACGGAGGGGCCGGAGGCCAUCGCCGACGGCGCGGUAGGCGACGCCGCAGGCGCUCAAGCAGCCGCGCCGGACGAAGAAGGGGAGGAAGAAGCACAGCAGAGAGAGGAAGAAGAGGUUCUCCUCAGUGAAGUAGCCCGUUAUCUGUACGUAGCGAAUCCGUCGGCCUUUCCGCCACCGUGCACAGAGGAGGGACGCGUUUCUCGCCAUUCGGGAGUACAGAGCAGCGAGAAGGAAGACGCGAUCUCUUCCGGCGUCUCGCCGUCUUCCACGCCGUCUGCUCGAGUCUGCUUUGACGCCGCGUCGCUGUUUACGGCGUCGCUGGCGCGGCGGCUGUUAAUACCUUCCAGGGCAUUGCGGUCUUCGGUCUCUGUGGAUCACGUUUUGCAGAGUUUGGCGUUUUAUCAUUUAUCGGAGAUGCCUAUCGUUUCGCCUCCGCAUCUCCUCAGCCAUCGCCUUUCACUGGCGCCUGCCUCGUUCUUGUUCCGCGCGCCGCAGGGCGCGGAGCAAGGCGCGUCUCUUGUGGGGUACGGACACGCGACGGGCGGCGGUCAGGGUCGGUGUGCGGUGAACGGAGGGGCGUCAUCGACGGCUGAAAAUGCCUGUCGCGCGGGGAGUCAAGGCGAGGCUGCCGCGCUCGGUGGAGAUGCACCUUCGGGCUCUCCGUCCCCUUCCGGCGGCGGCGGCGCUGGAGAAGAGGGCGACGCGACGUUGGCGGGAAACGACGUGUCUGUGCAGACCCUUGUUGACCGGACUUCCAACUACCUGUACGUCUUUGUGCUCUACGCCAAGGACCCCGUCUAUCCUUCGCCUCGCUCGGCGUUUUCGCCCUCUCCUGGCGAGCAGCUUCCUCUGCGGUACCGCACGCGCCUCGUCGUGUAUCGCCGCUCGCUGUCGGACUUGCUCCAGGCGUCGCUGUUGAGUCCUGCGCUGCGCCGCGGCCUGUACGGACAGCUCGUCCGCAUGUAUCCCUACCGCCACCUUCCCGCGCUCGUCGGACCUGUCCUUCUCUCCGCACUCGUCGCGUCGUUCUCUGCACACGAUCGAACUCACGCGGCGUCGGCAGCGUCUCCUGAGGAGGCCGAGGAGGGCGACGCGCCCACGCAGGGCCGCAGCCGGGACGCCCGGCCUGUCUCCGAAGCGCCGGCGCCAUCCGGCGCGGAGGAGGCGGCGGCCUCGCCCAGUUUGAUUCACGUGGAGAUGCCGUCGCGGACGUCGGUUCGCUUCCAUGCUUCAGCAUCGAGGGGAUCGGGGGCCUUUCGCGCGGACGCGGAGCGCCAGGGUCCCGCAGGGUCCCGUUCCCCUCCCUCCUCCUUCUCUGCGCCGCCUCGUCGUUCGCCGCCCGCCGCUGCGCCCCUGUCUGACUUGCCCCCUGCUGGGCUGUUUUCGGAAGCAACGACCACCGAGGCAGAAGCCCUGCGUGCGCUGGAAGGUUUUGAGCGCAUCGCCCUCUCGGCGGCGCUCGCCGCAGGGGCGGAUGGGGGAGGCGUGGAGGGCGAAGACGACGCGCGGCUGCGCCGAGGGGGAAAAGCCGCUACGGCGGCGCGGCUGCUGUCCCCCAGGGCGGUGCCUCUUCGCUUCGAGGUGGCUGCAGCGGCUGUCGAGAGACUGACGCAGCACUCCAAGUCUCACGCAGCAGAAGACCUGGCGGCCGCCGCAGAAAGCGCGGCAGAAGAAAAGGCAGAGGACCCGAUCGGAGGGGACGUCAUGCGGGCGGAAGCUGCCUCACUGGAAUCGGCUUCAUCGGCGCCGUCGAGUGCGUCUCCUGCCGCUUCUUCGGGGGCGGGCUCGCCGUCGGCGCAAGCUGCGGCCUCCUCGCCCGCGUCUGCGGCGUUGCGUGCGCGGUUGUCCGCGCACUUAUUUUCGUCGCCGCGGUCUGUGGCGAGUCUCGCGCGCAGCCGACAAGAGCUGGAGGACGCGGUGGAGGUGUUGCUGUCGCCGACCAAGGCCUUGUCGCUGCUUGCGGUUGUGCGCGUCCCGCUCACGCUCUCGCAGAUCACGGCCGAGCUCGUUGCCGCUUACGUUGGGUCGCUGGUGUUGUCUGUCCUGGAGGGCACUCGGUGCGCGACGUCGCUGUGGAAGCUGCUGGAGGCAUGUCUACAGGACCAGCGGGCGUUGUACCGCUCUCUCCAUAGCCCCUCCUUUUCCAAGCACCCCUGGGUCAACGUCUUGCCGCUCUACGACGCCCUGCACAGCCACUACGGCGCACUGCCCGAUGCGGCGAGGGCGGCGGAGGCAGCGGAAGAUGCGGAGGCAGCGGACGUGAGGGGAGGCGCCGACGAGGCCGCGGAGAGGAGACAGGCCCGCGAGGGAAGGAGGGCGGCGCUGACUCCCUGGGCGGUGGUGCGGCUCGGCUUUUCCAUGGCGCUGGACACGGUGCGCACGCUGUGGCGGCAGCAGACGCUUCUCCUCUGGCAGGCGGUCUGCGCACUCAUGGCGCCUUCGCAGGCGCUCGCAGAGGAGGCCGAGGACGCCGAGGCGGCGUCUUCGCCCCUACAGGCCCCCUCGUCGCGGAGCCAGGGCUCCGGCGCCUCCGCGCGACCGCCUCGAACGUCGCCGCGCACGUCGCGGCCGUCGAGUUCGGCGGCGCUGGAGCUCUCACCAGAGCACGUUCUGGUGGUGACGGCGGAGACGGGCGCGCGCGCUGCCGCCUCUGCCGCGGCGGCGGCGGCCCGCGCGCGGGUCUCGCCCUCCCGGGGCGGAAAGCGAAGGCCGCUAGCCGGGCGACAGGACCAGUCUGCUCCACAGCCGCUGGCGCCUUUGCGAGUGUCGCGGCGUCUCUCGCAGAUCAGCGAAGUACUCAGCGCGCGGCAGGCCGCCGAGGACGACCCUCCGCCCUGGCGCGUCUUCCGCGAGGCGCCGGAGGCUCCGUCUCCAUUCGGAGAAGGGCUCGGGAGCGCGCCCGCGGACGAGGCCGGAGAGAAGGGCGAGCCGGGCGGCGACGAGGAGACAGACCUGGCGAAUCGCGUGACGCGCAGAAGACAAGGCAGAGGCGGCGACGAGGCGAGAGCGAGCGCGAGGCGGAGAAGCCUCGUUGACGCCUCACACGGACCUCUGACGGAUGGGGGCGACCACGCGAACGCGUGGGAGGAACUUGUUUGCCUCGUGUCCAGCGGCUUGCGCAGGUGCAACCCGGUGGCGUGGCUGCUCGACAAAUUCGCUGCAGAGGAGACGGAGGCGGACCGCGGCGGGGAGGAAGAAGAGGACAGCGAGGAAGAGCGCGGCAUGCGCAGCGAAGGGCGCGGCCCCGAUGCGGUCGCCGCGGAUGAAGACAUCCGCGGGGGACCGAGUGGACGCCACGGAGACUCGAAGCAGCCUCUCUCUGCUGAGACGCGCUUGGCGGAAGGAGACAGGGAAGCGAACGAACAGAAUGCGGACACGCUGCAGGACGCUUCCAGCGGAAGCGUGGCAAGCGGGACAGGAGGGGACGCAGAAGCCUCGGCUCGCGCGGCAGACUCCUCGGCAGAUCCGGUCGCUCUGCUCCUCUCGCUGCUCUCUCCGUCAGGUCAGACGCCAGCGCCUGCGGCGGCGGCAGACGACAGUUUCUCCGCUGCAACCCCGACUUUCGUGUCUCCUUCAACGAUCGCGGCGUCGCUGCGAGGCUUCCAGCUCGUGCGCUCGUACGUUUUCGAAGGCGAAAGGGCGUGGCUCGCCGUGGAUCAAGAGACGGUGUCUGCGGCUGUCGUGUACGGACAGCCGGACGGGCUGGACGUGCACUGGAAAGUGACCUUUUUUCCGCGGCUCGACCGCACCGCGACCCGCGUGCUCACACGACGGAGACGUCAACUAUAUCGCUCGCUUGUCCGCUCAGAAAUGCAGGCAAGCAGGAGAGAAGCGAGCCGAGACGUCGUUGCGGGCGCAGUGGAGGACGGGCUGGAGGCCCGCACGGCACAAAAAACAGUCGCGCUCGGGGAGGAACGACCGCAGAGCAGGGCGGUAGACGACACGGAGAAGGAUGAGGGCGGAGGUAAGGAGAAGGGCCGUUUCGAGCUUACAGCGAGCAGCGGAAAAGGAUCUGAAGGCCUGCCAGCGUCUGCGCGAGGCGAAGAUGUGCUGGGUGUGCAUACACCUGACCGCGCCACGGCGUUGAGCCUUCUUAUCGGCCCCGAAAUGCGAGACGAAGAUGAGGAAAACGAAGGAAAAGAAGGCGAGACAACCGCGCCGAGCGUUGAAGAAGUCGUGGUUGAAGACGCUCCUUUCCUCCGGCACAGCAGCCAGGGAGUCUCUCCAGACCCGCGCGGGAAAGCCACCGCGCAUGACAGCCCCUUUGUCGUCUCCGCCUCUGUGGGGCGUGCGUCGUGUCUGUUUCCUUUUUCAUCGGAGCUGGACAAGUCCGCUGCUCUGAACGACUUUGAAUUUGCGACGUUCGCGUUCCGGGGCUCUGCAGCGGUGGAAACGGGAUCUCUGAGCCCAGCGGGUCUCGCCUUCACACGCGCUGGAGACAAGUACCUCUUCCGUCACUCUGCAUCUCUCGCGACCCUCCUCGCAAGCCUCUCGCCGCCUUCUUCGUCCUCUCAGGGGCCUGCGGCGCCCGCGGCAGCCACCCCGGAGUUGGCUUCUUCCAACUCCGCCGCUGUCGCGCCGGAGACAGCUGCGCAGCAUCUCGAGGAGUUCGUCGGGCCUCGCGUGCGGCAGAAGGAAAAUCUGGGCGAGGUCGUUCUGCUGCAGCAUCUGAACGCAAGCGACAGCGAGGGGCGCGCAGCGUCGCGAGACACACCAGCUCUGCCGAGGGUGCUGGCGAUGGUGGCGCACUCAACAGACCGGGCGGUGCGGUACCGCGUCUUCCAACACUCGAGCGUCCUCGUCCCUGCCUCAAGCCCCUCGUGUCCGUCGCGCGCGAACCUCCUCCCGCAAGGCGCGCCUCAGGCCUGUCCCGAGCGACCGCUCGGGACAGGCCUGAGGCGCACAGGCGCUGCCGGAGGCCAGCAGAUCGCCGCCCAAGAGGCGGGCGAGGAAGAGACAUGCGUCGGCUGGACUGUGGGGCGGAAGGCCGGGACUGACCACGUCGUCCGCGUCUUCCACCCCGGCGGCGACGGCGAUCUGGGAGACGACGGAGGCGGCAGAGCUGGCGCAGACGGCGGCGGGUCUUCUGCGUCGUCCGCGUCGCAUGGCGUCUACGAGUUCGUCAGGAGGCCGCUGUGGACUGCGACGGCCGAUCGACGGAGCUUCGCCUUCGGCUACCUCCUCAAGCUCCAGGCACUCCGCACUUUCCGGCGUUUCCCGCCGUUCUUCGCCUCGCCGGCCGCCCGCAAAGAAGAAGAAAGACGACGGCUUUUGGAGGAAGCAGCGCUGGCGGCGGAGGAGGAUCGCAUCAAUCGAGACCUCCGAAGCCUCGACGGCCCCUGGCGGAUAGGAACUUUUGUUGGCGGCUCUCGGGACUCGUCGCCUGCGGACAGGAGGAGACGGUCUGGUGCGGAGAGCCCAGCGGCGCUCGAGGACGAGCUGAAGGAUUUUGCGGCUUCGGAGAUUUUCAGGGACUUCUGGGCCUACGCGCCGUCCUUCCGCCUCCUCGCAAUCAAUGAGGAUGGCAGCUGCAUCGCUGGUGUCAGUGGCGCAUUAGGGCUCUUUGUCCAGAUUCAGGGCUCCACGACCGCGGUCGGAGAGGAGGCAGGCGCUGGGCCCUCGGGCUCCGGUCCGUGGGGCGAGCAGGGACUGCGAGAGCUUGGCGCUUCGGAGGGCGGCGAGCUCCAAGAGGGGCGCGGGCGACAAUCUCACCUUCCGUUUUCUGCACGGAAUUCCAAAACGCCAGCCGCAGUCGUUCGCGAAGUCGACGUUGCCGCCGCACUCGCACAAGCAGGCGGGAGAGAGAGUGUCGAUGCGCGACACAUCGUCGGCAUUUCCUUUUUUCCGCUGCACCGCUUCGUUGCCGCCCUCGACCCGAACGUCGUUCGGCCGGACUUGAGCGCUCCUGGCGGUGUCCUGUUGGUGGUCCUCCUCGACGACGGGCGCCUGUUGCUGCUGUACGUACCCCCUGAGGUCUCCGUCGCGUACCCGUCGCGGCCGUUCUUCCACCAAUUGCUUUUCUCAGUCAGCUGGAACAACCUCGCGAUCCUGCUGUACCUGGUCCUGCUCCUGCUGUUCCACUUCCGCGGUCAGCAGAUGCUCGCCGUCGACCCCGCGUUGACUGCUGGAGGGGCGCAGACGCCUCUCCAGUUCCUUCGUCUCUUUCUCUCUGUGUUUCGUCUGGUCCUUUCACUGCUGAUGUUCCCGUUUGUGUCGCUCAUUCUGGCCGCCGCGCGCUCUCUGCGGCUGGCGGUCGCGGCACUUUUCUCCCUCGGCGCGCUGCUGCGCCUUCUUGCGGGCGCCACGGUUCAGCCGCCGCCUACAGUUGCGCCGCCCGGCAACGCCGACGCCAGGCGGCCUGCAGCCGCCACCAGGCAGCCUCGGUCUGGGGCAGCCGAGACGCCCGCCGCCCGCGAGGACCGCGGUCGUGGAGCCCAGGAGACAGGCGCGGCGAGCGCCGGUGCAGCGGCACGCCGGGAGGGUGAGCGGCGAGUGGGCGACGGGGGCGCCGGAGGCGAUGCAGGCUUACGGCGUAGACGACACGCAGGGGAAGGAAGCGGCAACGCCGACCCACGAGAAAGUGAAAACGUGGCGCUUGCAUCCUCGUCGUUAUCUUCGCACGUCGUUGCCGUGGCGCCUGCAGACCGGGAGCAGCCGUCGUCGUCCUCCGUGUACCCCCCCAUUUCGACGCCGUCGCUGUCGCCGGCAGGUGUUCUUUGGGGCGUGGAGGAGAGACUCUCGCAAAGGGGCGACGCCGCGCCAGCGCUCGUGAGAAGCCCCGCCGCGGCCUCUGCGGCGGAGGCCAUGGCUGUCGCGGACGAAGGCUCCAAGUCGCGGUCGCGGCGCAGAACGUCGUCGCUGCCUCCGGCGGCCGCGGCGCAAGCGGCCCAUGGCAACGUGGCAGCGCCUUUGGAGUCUGCGCCGUUGCCCACGGCCUCUCAGAGUUCUGUUUCUUCGUCGUCGUUGGAGGCCGGACGCGGAUGCGACGGCGCGCGUGCUACGGCCUCGUCUCCGCGCCCAGACGGCCGCGCGGCGCGACGGGCCCUGCUCGCCGAGGCUGCUCUGAAGCGACUGACCCGCCAGGAGCCCAGCGGGUCGGAGUGA
Molecule: messenger RNA, 8295 nt
Organism: Besnoitia besnoiti
Lineage: Eukaryota; Apicomplexa; Conoidasida; Eucoccidiorida; Sarcocystidae
Exons: 8
Coding region: 1-8295 (2764 amino acids)
Source: RefSeq, a predicted model, not a curated record